AUGUACCGGUUCAGUCGAUCCAACAUGAUGUAUCCCAUGAUGCACUCUGGCAUGGGCAUGGCACCAUUCUUUAAAGUGACCGUAUUCGAGCAGGAGCACUUUCAGGGCAAGUGUCAGGAGUUCACUUCGGAGUGCUGCAACAUCCAGCAGUGUGGCUUCGACAACAUCCGCUCCAUCCGUGUGGAGAGUGGCGCGUGGGUGGGUUAUGAACACCAUGAUUUCCAAGGACAACAGUUUGUCUUGGAGAGAGGUGAGUACCCUCACUGGGACUCCUACUGUGGAAACCUGGCCUACCACGUCGAAAGAUUUAUGUCCUUCAGGCCCAUCUUCUGUGCCGCGCACCAGAGCAGCCGUAUGACGAUCUAUGAGAAGGAAAACUUCCUGGGUCGUUGUACAGAAGUGUGCGAUGACUACCCCUCCCUGCAGGCUAUGGGCUGGUGUGGAAUGGAAGUGGGCUCCAUGCAUGUGCAGUGUGGCGCUUUUGUGUGUUAUGAGUUCCCAGGAUACAGGGGCAGGCAGUACAUCAUGGAGUGUGAGAAGCACAGCGGAGAUUACCAGCACUGGAAGAACUGGGGCUCCCAUAGUCAGACUCCUCAGAUCCAGUCCAUCCGUAGGAUCCAGCACUAACGGGACAGCGUCACUCCCAAACACCCCCACCGACAAACACACACACCUUGCACACCCUACUGUACCACACACCAUGCAGCCAUCCUGUCCUACACAGUUACUCGUCAGGUGC
Silurus meridionalis is the source of this 739-nucleotide messenger RNA. RefSeq names its product crystallin, beta A1, like 1 (gene cryba1l1). Gene Ontology annotation, biological process: visual perception; lens development in camera-type eye. Bases 1 to 627 code for a protein of 208 amino acids. Gene Ontology annotation, molecular function: structural constituent of eye lens. NCBI's taxonomy places the organism in Eukaryota, Metazoa, Chordata, Actinopteri, Siluriformes, Siluridae. The record is from RefSeq and is a predicted model, not a curated record. The transcript is spliced from 5 exons.